ACUAUCUGAAAACGGGCCAAAUACUGUGUGACCUCAACACUAUACUAUCUCUCACUGGAAGCCGAACAAUGCUGAUAAAACCCUCCCGACUAAAAUCGAGAAUUUCGACUAUCAGUUCCAACAUCCUUUUUGCGCUGUGCAGUACAAAUGGCUACUUACACAGUUGUGUUUCUGUCUCUUUUUGCCUUAAUACCUCUGGCUGCAUCACAAUGCUCGGUGGAAAAGGCGAAGCCGGGCCUUCGGAGGGCCAUCUACGACUUCGCAACAGAACUGACGACCAGAGUCGCCAUCGACUCUGAAAACCACUUCGUGAUGUCGCCACUGUCUUUGUGGACUCUUCUGGCGGCUGUGUCUGAAGGAGCUGACUCCGAAACCCUCGUCCAACUGAAGAGGGCGCUAAGGCUACAUCCGCGGAAGUGCUUCAACAGCAAAUACUACGAGAUUCUAAGGGGAGUUGUUGAGAGUCAAGGAGAAACGAUUCUCGAAAGAGGCGGAGCUGUGGUUAUAGACGAAGGAUUUGCUGUCAAGAAGGCUUUUAAAAGCCGGAUUGAUGCGGCCGGCGUCUGCAAAGUCCUGACGACGCAGUUCGCUGCCGCUGAAGACGCGGCUUCUGCUAUUAAUUCCUACGUCAGUCGCGCGACCCACGGAGCUGUCGAAGAAAUAACAUCGCCAGAAGAUUUGGACGGCAAGAGUCUUCUGCUCCUGGACACGAUAUACUUCAAAGGCAAAUGGACUGUUCCAUUCUCCACAGCGGAUACUGAGGUCAGCACUUUCUACGACGAGUUCGGAGGAGCGGCUGGGGACGUGAACCUUAUGUUUAUAACUGGAGACUUCAAUGUUGCACAGAUAGAUAAAAUCCAGGCGAAAGUUCUAGAACUGCCGUAUGCCGGCGGGAAGUACUCUAUGCUCGUGUUUUUGCCGUACACCGACGUGCCUCUAGUCCAAGUGAUUGAAGCCCUCAACUUGAUCAACUUGCAGUCAAUAUUCCACCUCUAUGAGAAGAAACCCGCAAGGACCGUGAUGGUGCAACUGCCGAGGUUUAAAAUCGAAUCUAACUUGGACUUUUUGGUGGAGUUACUGCAAGAUAUGGGCCUCACGCAAAUGUUUGAUGAACAAGCCAGUUUCCCUCUCAUAUCUGAUCAGGCACUGUAUGUGUCCACUUUACUGCAGAAGGCUAAUAUUGAGGUGACUGAGGAAGGCACAGUGGCUAGCGCAGUGUCUGAAGCCGGAUUCUCUUCACGAUUGAUGCCAGAACAGUUUGUGGCUCAGAAGCCAUUCUUGUACAUGAUUGUGGAUAAAGUAAAUGAAGUGGUUUUGUUUACUGGUGCCUACUCUAAACCUAGUGUUUAUUAAGUACAUAAAUUAAUAGGUCUGAAUUGUAUAAUGUUUGUGGUUUGAGUAAUGAUCUCACUUGAGGUAAAUUAUGCAUCAAUUCUGUAUCAUAAACACUAUGAAAGCUGAUAUCUAUCUGUGAAAUAAAUCACUACCAAAGGUGGUUUAAAAAAAAUAUGUUGAUAAAGA
Plutella xylostella (diamondback moth) is the source of this 1521-nucleotide messenger RNA. It is a transcript of the gene serpin-7, whose product is annotated as serine protease inhibitor 7. Lineage: Eukaryota; Metazoa; Arthropoda; Insecta; Lepidoptera; Plutellidae. The record is from RefSeq and is a predicted model, not a curated record. Gene Ontology annotation, molecular function: serine-type endopeptidase inhibitor activity.